AUGCUCUACAAUCGACUUUCAGCCGACCUUCCGACUCUUGACAAAGACCUUCUGAUUCUCACUGCAGCGUUCUACGGUAAUGUCGACGACCCAACACGGUCCGCCAGGAAUUUGAGUUACCUAUCUGCCCCACGAAAGUCGGUACUCCGAGAACCAUUCCGGCGUCAACCGAUCAUGAAGCCCGCUAUUGCAAGUGCUUGCAUCGUCGCCGACUAUGAGGACCUUUUUGACCUCCUUCAUAUAGACCCAGAUACCGAAAUCAUGGAAGAUGCUCGCGAUAGCCUGAACCCCCAUGAUAUCCGAUGA
Messenger RNA from Penicillium coprophilum, 306 nucleotides. RefSeq lists its product as uncharacterized. Bases 1 to 306 code for a protein of 101 amino acids. The record is from RefSeq and is a predicted model, not a curated record. Lineage: Eukaryota; Fungi; Ascomycota; Eurotiomycetes; Eurotiales; Aspergillaceae. The transcript is spliced from 2 exons.